UCGGGGUGGGCGGGGAGAGACGUCGUUCCCGGAAGUGUCGGGCGGCAGGGCGUGGCUGCGGCUGCCACGUUGGAGCUGAACGUGGAGGUGGCCCUGGCUGGGGAGGAGGGGUGGCGGCGAAUGCUGGGAGAGUCCGACCGACGCUGCACUAAGGCAGGACUUGGCUUCCGAAGGUCCUCGCCAGGAACAUCUGCUCAGCAAUUGGAUGCAACAUUUAGUACCAGUGCUUCCCUUGAGAUAUUUGAAUUAGAUCUUUCUGAUCCAUCCUUGGAUAUGAAAUCUUGUGCCACAUUCUCCUCUUCUCACAGGUACCACAAGUUGAUUUGGGGACCCUAUAAAAUGGAUUCCAAAGGAGAUGUCUCUGGAGUUCUGAUUGCAGGUGGUGAAAAUGGAAAUAUUAUUCUCUAUGAUCCUUCUAAAAUUAUAGCUGGAGAAAAGGAUGUUGUGAUUGCCCAGAACGACAAGCAUACUGGCCCAGUAAGAGCCUUGGAUGUGAACAUUUUCCAGACUAAUCUGGUAGCUUCUGGUGCUAAUGAAUCUGAAAUCUACAUAUGGGAUCUAAAUAAUUUUGCAACUCCAAUGACACCAGGAGCCAAAACGCAGCCUCCGGAAGAUAUCAGCUGCAUUGCAUGGAACAGACAAGUUCAGCAUAUUUUAGCAUCAGCCAGUCCCAGUGGCCGGGCUACCGUAUGGGAUCUUAGAAAAAAUGAACCAAUCAUCAAAGUCAGUGACCAUAGUAACAGAAUGCAUUGCUCUGGGUUGGCGUGGCAUCCUGAUGUUGCUACUCAGAUGGUCCUUGCCUCUGAGGAUGACCGGUUACCAGUGAUCCAGAUGUGGGAUCUUCGAUUUGCUUCCUCUCCACUUCGUGUCCUGGAAAACCAUGCCAGGGGGAUUUUGGCAAUUGCUUGGAGCAUGGCUGACCCUGAAUUGUUACUGAGCUGUGGAAAAGAUGCUAAGAUUCUCUGCUCCAAUCCAAACACAGGAGAGGUGUUAUAUGAACUUCCCACCAACACACAGUGGUGCUUUGAUAUUCAGUGGUGUCCCCGAAAUCCUGCUGUCUUAUCAGCUGCUUCGUUCGAUGGGCGUAUCAGUGUUUAUUCUAUCAUGGGAGGGAGCACAGAUAGAUUAAGGCAGAAACAAGUUGACAAGCUUUCAUCAUCUUUUGGGAAUCUUGAUCCCUUUGGCACAGGACAACCCCUUCCUCCAUUGCAAAUUCCACAGCAGACUGCUCAGCAUAGUAUAGUGCUGCCUCUGAAGAAGCCACCCAAGUGGAUUCGAAGACCUGUCGGUGCUUCUUUUUCAUUUGGAGGCAAACUGGUUACAUUUGAGAAUGUCAGAAUGCCUUCUCAUCAGGGAGCUGAGCAACAGCAGCAGCAGCACCACCAUGUGUUCAUUAGUCAGGUUGUAACAGAAAAGGAGUUCCUGAGCCGAUCAGACCAACUUCAGCAGGCUGUGCAGUCACAAGGAUUUAUCAAUUAUUGCCAAAAAAAAAUUGAUGCUUCUCAGACUGAAUUUGAGAAAAAUGUGUGGUCCUUUUUGAAGGUGAACUUUGAGGAUGAUUCUCGUGGAAAAUACCUUGAACUUCUAGGAUACAGAAAAGAAGAUCUAGGAAAGAAGGCUCUUAAAGACUCUGACCAAGUAGCACAAAGUGAUGGGGAGGCGAGCCCUGCUGCUGAAGAGCAGCUCUUGGGAGAGGUACUUAUUUUUUUUCCAUAUUAUAUCGGACAAAUUCGUGAUAUUUGUGUAUCACACAUUAAAAUAAGGAAAAUUUUCUUGACUACUUGUGGCAAAAUGAGGAAACUCUAUUUAACUUGGAUGUGUUAUUUUCUUGUUGCAGACAUUGAUGGUUUAAUUACUCAGGCUUUGCUGACGGGUAAUUUUGAGAGUGCUGUUGACCUUUGUUUACAUGAUAACCGCAUGGCUGAUGCCAUUAUAUUGGCCAUAGCAGGUGGACAAGAACUCUUGGCUCGAACCCAGAAAAAAUACUUUGCAAAAUCACAAAGCAAAAUUACCAGGCUCAUCACUGCAGUGGUGAUGAAGAACUGGAAAGAGAUUGUUGAGUCUUGUGAUCUUAAAAAUUGGAGAGAGGCUUUAGCUGCAGUAUUGACUUAUGCAAAGCCGGAUGAAUUUUCAGCCCUUUGUGAUCUUUUGGGAACUAGGCUUGAAAAUGAAGGAGAUAGCCUCCUGCAGACUCAAGCAUGUCUCUGCUAUAUUUGUGCAGGGAAUGUAGAGAAAUUAGUUGCAUGUUGGACUAAAGCUCAAGAUGGAAGUCACCCUUUGUCUCUUCAGGAUCUGAUUGAGAAAGUUGUCGUCCUUCGAAAAGCUGUGCAACUCACUCAAGCCACAGACACUAGUACUGUAGGAGUUCUCUUGGCUGCGAAGAUGAGUCAGUAUGCCAAUUUGUUGGCAGCUCAGGGCAGUAUUGCUGCAGCCUUGGCUUUUCUUCCUGACAACACCAACCAGCCAAAUAUCAUGCAGCUUCGUGACAGACUUUGUAGAGCACAAGGAGAGCCUAUGGCAGGACACGAAUCACCUAAAAUUCCGUAUGAGAAACAGCAGGUGCCCAAGGGCAGGCCUGGAUCAGUUGCUGGCCACCACCAGAUGCCGAGAGUUCAAGCUCAGCAAUAUUAUCCCCAUGGAGAAAAUCCUCCACCUCCAGGUUUCCUAAUGCAUGGAAAUGUUAAUCCAAAUGCUGCCAGCCAACUUCCCACAUCUCCAGGUCAUAUGCACACACAGGUACCACCUUAUCCACAGCCACAGCCUUAUCAACCAGCCCAGCCGUAUCCCUUUGGAACAGGGGGGUCAGCAAUGUAUCGACCUCAGCAGCCUGUUGCUCCUCCUACUUCAAACGCUUACCCUAACACCCCUUACAUAUCUUCUGCUUCCUCCUAUUCUGGGCAGUCUCAGCUGUACGCAGCACAACACCAGGCCUCUUCACCUACCUCCAGCCCUGCUACUUUUCCUCCUCCCCCUUCCUCUGGAGCAUCCUUCCAGCAUGGCGGACCAGGAGCUCCACCAUCAUCUUCAGCUUAUGCACUGCCUCCUGGAACAACAGGUCCUCAGAAUGGUUGGAAUGACCCUCCAGCUUUGAACAGAGUACCCAAGAAGAAAAAGAUGCCUGAAAACUUCAUGCCUCCUGUCCCCAUCACGUCACCAAUCAUGAACCCGCUGGGUGACCCCCAGUCACAGAUGGUGCAGCAACAGCUUUCAGCUCCAGUACCACUGUCAAGCCAGUCUUCAUUCCCACAGCCACAUCUUCCAGGUGGCCAGCCCUUCCAUGGCAUACAGCAACCUCUUGGUCAAACAGGCAUGCCACCAUCUUUUUCAAAGCCCAAUAUUGAAGGUGCCCCAGGGGCUCCUAUUGGAAAUACCUUCCAGCAUGUGCAGUCUUUGCCAACAGAAAAAAUUACCAAGAAACCUAUUCCAGAUGAGCACCUCAUUCUAAAGACCACAUUUGAGGAUCUUAUUCAGCGCUGCCUUUCUUCAGCCACAGACCCUCAAACCAGGAGGAAGCUAGAUGAUGCCAGCAAACGUUUGGAGCUUCUGUAUGAUAAACUUAGGGAACAGACACUUUCACCAACAAUCACCAGUGGUUUACACAACAUUGCAAGGAGCAUUGAAACUCGAAACUACUCGGAAGGAUUGACCAUGCAUACCCACAUAGUUAGCACCAGCAACUUCAGUGAGACCUCUGCUUUCAUGCCAGUUCUCAAAGUUGUUCUCACCCAGGCCAAUAAGCUGGGUGUCUAAAAAGACAGCUUCUCUUCCACUCAAUAUUGCCAUUUUCCAAAGAAACAUGUUAAAGAAAAAAAAUUAUAAGACAUGGACCAGUCCUUAUUAGCAUGUUUCAUAGCAACCAGUCAAGAGCAUUUACACUAUUUCUGCAGAUAUACUUACCUUAGAACUGCUCAGAACCCUGGUGCUUUAUUUUUGUUUUAAUCUUUUGUUGCCAGUGAUGAUUUUCCUAUUCUGCAAAUAGUGUAUUUCCUGGAUUACACAUAGUAUGGUUUCCGGAAGUAUUCUGAUAAAUGUGUUUUCUAAAACCUCAAUAUACUUUUUAGAAAAGGAGCAUCUGGUUAUGCAUAAAGCAGAGCUAAAACUAAAUUUCUUUCUUGUCCUCCCUACUUCCUCCAUGUCAAUCAGAUUAAAGUGUGUAAUCCUA
This is a messenger RNA of Cebus imitator (Panamanian white-faced capuchin), 4162 nucleotides long. RefSeq names its product SEC31 homolog A, COPII coat complex component (gene SEC31A). Gene Ontology annotation, biological process: endoplasmic reticulum to Golgi vesicle-mediated transport; COPII-coated vesicle cargo loading; endoplasmic reticulum organization. Bases 121 to 3750 code for a protein of 1209 amino acids. Gene Ontology annotation, molecular function: protein binding; structural molecule activity. The record is from RefSeq and is a predicted model, not a curated record. NCBI's taxonomy places the organism in Eukaryota, Metazoa, Chordata, Mammalia, Primates, Cebidae. The transcript is spliced from 24 exons. Gene Ontology annotation, cellular component: endoplasmic reticulum exit site; COPII vesicle coat.